Enterobius vermicularis (human pinworm) is the source of this 1536-nucleotide messenger RNA. The record is from the annotation of a GenBank genome assembly. NCBI's taxonomy places the organism in Eukaryota, Metazoa, Nematoda, Chromadorea, Rhabditida, Oxyuridae.
UUCGUCAACUCGGUCAGAUGCAAGGACAUGAAAAAUCUUUUUGAUAACGGAGCCACUUCAACUUCCGUAAAGAAGCUGUCUGCUUAUGUAAAGCCAAGACCAUCUGGGAUAUCUAAAGAACAGGAUGACUGCUGGUCUGAAAAAGCAGUAAAAAGCUUGGUAAAGAAAUUGAAGAAGACGAAAUUAAUCGAGGAAUUAGAGAAGGCAUUAGCAACACAGGAUCCUUUUACCCAUUGUGUGUAUAUACCGCGAUCUGUUGACGGAAGAUUGCAAGUAUCCCAGCGCAAAUGUCUGCCACAUGUUGUAUAUUGCCGUAUGUGGCGUUACCCAGAUAUCGUUUCACCUCACCAGCUACGUUCAGUACCCCAUUGCUUAUAUCCCUUCAGCAAGAAGCUGGAAAACGUUUGUGUAAAUCCGUUUCACUACGAAAAAGUUGAAACCCCAGAAAUCCCUCCAAUUUUGAUACAGAAGAAAGAAGAGGAAAUGAUGCAAGGAAUCAGUUCAUUGGCAGAUAACAGUUUGCGACAGAAACCAUCAGAUUGGUUGAAGAAGAUGAUGGUGGGUUAUGAAAGGGAAGAUGGCCAGGUUCCAAAUUGUGAAUUGCCUUUGGAAGGUGAAGAUACUGCUCAGUACUGCGAUAUAUCUUCAGUUCUAAGUGAAAGUGCUACGUCGACACCUCCAACGCCAUCUGCUGAAGACACUAGUAGUCCGUUAAAUCCACGGCCAGAGCAUGUAUCAAUGGAGCAGUUCAGUGAGAAGGGAGAAAGCGAUGUUGCAGCGCUUGAGUCUUCAUUAUUAGACUAUGCUGUCGAAAAGUGUCUUACACUGAAGGAUAGCCAAAAAAACCCAAAUUUGGUAGCGGUGGAAUACCGAGAACCGCCUUUUUGGUGUACAAUUGCUUAUUAUGAACAUUCACAGCGAGUUGGUGACCUUUUUUUUGGAUCUGGUCUUCAAGUAUGCAUUGAUGGAUUUACUAAUCCGUCAACAGAAUCUGGACGGUUCUGUCUUGGUCUUCUUUCCAACUCUAAUAGAACCAGCGAUGUGGUAGAGGCACGUCGACAAAUAGGUCGUGGUUGUCGGUUCUAUACCUGUGGCAAUGAGAUUUACCUUGAGUGUUUGAGCGAUCAAGCAAUCUUUGUUCAGAACGCCAACUGUAAUCGACGGCAUGGAUUACACUUAGCUACCGUGUGCAAAAUCCCGUCACUGACGGACCAGUUUUUGCUAAUUUUAACGUUUUUCUUUCCAGAAUUGAUACUUUUGAUUUCAGGUUGUGCGCUAUGCGUUUUUAAGAAGGAUGAAUUUGCAUUCCUGGUUGAAAAGUGUGUUCCAUUUGGAUUUGAGGCCGUCUAUGCUUUGACUAGAUUAUGUUCUGUGCGAUUUUCCUUUGUGAAAGGCUGGGGCAGUAAGUACAAACGUCAGCGUAUAACUGAUACUCCAUGUUGGAUUGACGCAUAUUUUAAUGGACCUCUGCAGUGGUUGGAUAGUGUGCUGAAGCAAAUGGGUACUCCCCCAUAUAAAUGUUCGAGUUUUACUUAA